UCUUUGGUUUUCAGCGCGCGUCAGUCAUCUAGCUGUGUAGAUUACCAAUACGUAUGUCCAAAGCGUUUCCUGAAUAAAUUGCGAGAUUGAAUUCUUAGUCCUGUGGAAGUACAGCGACACAAAACAUAAAAAAUGUUAAAGGAUUUGGUCAGAGAGCGACUAAUUGCAGUGGCCGACGAAAUAUUCGAGCUAUUUGGAAAUACGAUAGUGUCGUACGAGGAGCAACUCAGCCACGCGAAAGUGGAGAUUGAACGACAAAGACGACAACUGGAAGCUGUUUGCAAAACUCAAAUUGUCGUACGCGUCGAAGACGUCCAGCAGCUAAUCGAUCGACCGGAUCGACCGACACAAAUGGGGUGCUCCAAUCUGAAAGAAGAGGACCCUUCGCAACUCUCCUUUGUUAAAGAGGAAAAGAUGGAAGCUGAUGUUACAGAGGAAAAAGUGGAAGCUGAUGUUAAAGAGGAAAAGGUGCUGAUGGAUGACGGGCCACCUGAGUCGUCCAAGCUUCAUCAUGAGAGUCCAAGUGACACCCAUUGUGGAAGACCACCACCAGAACAUCUCUUAUCUCCACUCUCACACAGAGACGGCAUGGAAGAAUCCUCAAGUGUCAAAGACAAUAAACAUCUGAAAUGUUCUGCAAAGGAUAUACAUUAUGGAAACAAGGAAGCUUCACAAACAGAUUUCAAUAGACACAUAAGGAAAAGAGAAAAAGCAGUUCCCUGCUCAAUUUGCGGUAGAAAAUUUUCUCUGAAAAACUUGAAACGACACAUGAAAAAUCACACAGGCGAAAUGUCAGUUUCCUGCUCAGUUUGUGGUAUAAAAUUAUCUCAGAAAGAAAAUUUAAAACGACACAUGAGAAAACACACUGGCGAAAAACCCUAUGUUUGCUCCCUUUGCGGCAAAGCGUACUCAUGUGGCGAAAGCUUAGCAACACACAUGAUGACACACUUUAAAAAAAAACCUUAUCCUUGCACAAUUUGCAGCAGUGGCUUUGCAAAAAGCUGGAUUUUGGACAAACACAUGAAAAAUACACACGGGAGAAAGACCCUUUACUUGUGCCGUUUGCAGUAAAGGAUUCAUCAAGAAGUCAGAUAUGGUUCGACACAUGAGAAUACACACUGGAGAGAGACCUUAUAGUUGCUCAGUUUGCAGUAAAACAUUCACACAAAGGUCAAAGAUGAAUGAUCACAUGAAAGUGCACACAAAAGAAAAACCUUUCCCUUGAGGGAGUUGCGACGCAACGUUUGUUAGUAAUACACAUCUGCAAACACACAUGAGAAAACUACUUCACAUGUUCAGUUUGCAAUAAAACAUUCAUUGCGAAGUCAGACAUGGUUUGACAUGAACAAACACCGGAGAGAGACUAUAUAGUUGCUCAUUUUGCAGUCAAACACUUCAGAGAAAGUCAGAUUAUACUAGUGAGAGGAUGCAAAAGAGAACACUUUUUCUUGUGUGACAUAUUGAAAAAGAAAUCCCAUCUCGAAACUAUAAAACCCUAGAUGCUCAAUAUGUGGCUGCCAGCCCUCAGGGUUCAUAUGGAAUGGACGUCCAUCACAGUCAAAGUCAAGGAAAUGUAGUCAUUUUAGUAUCGUUUAUUUCUACUGUUCAAAUUUACAGUUUAAUAUUCAUCAGAGUAUGUGUUGUGGUAGUUAGCUUAUUGCAUGUUAAGUAUUUCAUAUUUAAAAUAAUUACUUGCGUUGAAUUUUUAGGGUCUUAUUUCUGCACUCUGUUCCAGAGCCCUUUUUCCCUUAAAGAAUGCUGUGCAAUCAGAUGCCACGUGUGUUAGAUGUGUUUUACACAUAAAUAAAUCUGCUUGCAAUGCAGCCAGUUUUUCAACCUCCACAUGUUUUUGUUACUAUGUGCGCGUGUGUACUCACAGGCUUGUUUUUAAAGCCAUGAAUCAACCUGCCCAAUCUGGCAACACUGCGUAUGUAUUAAAGAUGCACGAUAAUAUCGGUUACCGAUAAUUAUCGGCCGAUAAUGGCAAUUAUGACGUCACACCGAUAAUAGAGAUUUUUAAAAAUUAAACAGAUAAUGCAAUCCGAUAAUUUUAUACUUUCUUUAGCCUUCAAAUGUGUGCAACCGACACAGUUUUGUCGAAUUCUGGGCCGGCACCCCAGCCCCUCCUAAAGGUAUUUUUUGUCUAAUUAAGUAAUUAAUUUGUAAGCAUUAUGAAUAUUAAUAUACAAUGAUUUGAUUUUGGAAUUUACUAAUUGCUCAACUUUGAUGUGGAAAAAGUAGUGAUAAAUUGUAUUUUUGCACAGUAACAUUUCCUCUUUUUUAUAAUUUAAAUUUGUAUAUAUGUAUAUCUUUUCAAUAGAGUUAUCGGCUUGACAUUAUUGGUUAUCGGCUGGAAGGAGGAGGUGAUUAUUGGUUAUCGGUAUCGGUUGAAAAAUGCAUUAUCAUGCAUCACUAGUAUGUAUGAAUUUUUGUGUGCACUCAACUUAGACUUUUUAGCAGAGGUGGGUAGAUAAGCCAAACCUUUACUCAAGUAAGAGUAGCGUAACUUCAAAAUAUUACAAAAGUAAAAGUAGUCAUCCAAAAGAAGUAGUCAAGUACAAGUAAAAACGUACUCCGUGAAAAAAAAUACAGUACUUAAGUAAUAAGUAACUUUGUGACUAAGCUUACCGUGUGAUAUUUUUUAAACUGGUAUAUUUUUUUCCCAGUACAACAUAAUCUACAGUACUUGAACUGUUAAUAUUAUACAGUACUAUAAUCUAUAACAUGAUCAUAUUAUGGCCACAAAAAAAAAAGUAUUCAAACUAGAAAAAUGAAACAUUACUCGCCCAAAGAGCAAGCGUGCCCUUAGUGUAGAAAGAACACCCCCAUGAAUUUAAAAGUCUAUCAAUGUCAAAUCGCUGCCAAAUAAAAACUAGGAGAAAAAUUCAAACAAAUCUGCGCUUUCGAGUAAUGACGACUAUGUCAAAAAGUUUAAUUUUUACGGCGCUUUAAAGAUGCUACGUGAUUAACGGUCUUCACAAAUCUACCCAAGUAAAAGUAAAAAGUAUGGGGUGGUAAAAUUACCCUUAAAAGUACAUUAUUCUCAUAAACUUAAGUAAAUGCAACACAUUACUAGUACUACCCACAUCUGCAUAUGUGAAUGUUUUGUCACACAAUGAAAACAAAUAUUUGCAAAAAAAAUUAUUUGCAAUAAACUGAGCAACGUGUUUUUCUUCAUUGUGCAUUUAUUGGAGGUGUUAGUGAUCCAACAUGAGUCAUGAUAACAAACAAUCAGAAUUAAGUGAAUAUUAAUGCAUAUUUUUUACAUGACCAUGAAGGUCCCCCGCCCCAAAACUUUUUUGGGGAAU
Messenger RNA from Corythoichthys intestinalis (scribbled pipefish), 3308 nucleotides. RefSeq names its product zinc finger protein 41 homolog. Bases 133 to 1071 code for a protein of 312 amino acids. Gene Ontology annotation, molecular function: DNA-binding transcription factor activity, RNA polymerase II-specific; RNA polymerase II cis-regulatory region sequence-specific DNA binding. The record is from RefSeq and is a predicted model, not a curated record. Lineage: Eukaryota; Metazoa; Chordata; Actinopteri; Syngnathiformes; Syngnathidae. Gene Ontology annotation, biological process: regulation of transcription by RNA polymerase II. The transcript is spliced from 2 exons.